This is a messenger RNA of Cylas formicarius (sweet potato weevil), 11717 nucleotides long. It is a transcript of the gene DIP2, whose product is annotated as disco-interacting protein 2. The record is from RefSeq and is a predicted model, not a curated record. The coding region runs from base 2545 to 9177 and encodes 2210 amino acids. NCBI's taxonomy places the organism in Eukaryota, Metazoa, Arthropoda, Insecta, Coleoptera, Brentidae. The transcript is spliced from 19 exons.
AUUAAUAUGUAUUUAUAUGUACCUUCGUAUAUACAUGAUAUAAAAAUACAUAUUACUACAUAUACUUAAAUCUUUAUUUUACAAUUUUACCAUACUUUCUAAUGUUUUUUCUGCGGAUAUCAUCUUGCAAAGGUUUUCUGGCCGGGGUUCUGGCAUGAGUUCUGGAGAUGGAUUUUCCUCUAGAAUUUCACUUGUGGCAUUCGAUGUUGUUGCUAAAAGCUCAGACAAUACCAGCUGAACUUCUUCGUCUUCUUAGAUAAUCCUGCUUCUGUUGGUGGCUUCUGGUUAAAUAAUAAUAGGAUGGGAACAGCAGUUUUGUAAAAAAAAUAUUUCUUACCUUUUCCUAUAUUAUUAUGUGUAAUAUUUUGAGAUUACCUCCUAACAAUAACACCGCUAAUAAGCAGCACGGACACAAAACUUUUAAGUCUUUGUUUAAGCUUAAAACUACUGUUUUUCUCAGUUCUCGCCACUCAAGCACAUACAAUGUUAAAGUAUUUGUUAAAGCUUUAAAACACUGUUUUGUCCAAGUUUUUUUUUACAGAGAUACAAUUAACACAAACAUAAGCGCACUACUCACUAGUUUAAAUUAUUUUAAUUGUUCAAAGAACACAAAAAUACAUACGCCUUCAAAUGCAUUGACAGAAUACACAAAAACCGUUAGAGGACUUCGCUUACGUCACAAGCGACCACGUGCGAUCGAUAAUUUUGGCGAACGUAUGUCUUAUGGGAUUGGGCAAUCCUAUUAGGUUUACGAUUCUUGGUCAAUGUCGACUUUGAUUAUAUGUCUCAGAAUAAAUUCGUCAAAAUUGAUAUUGAUUUCUUGUGACUCUUGAUAAACUUUUGCAAGAUACCGCGAAGACAUAAUCAGCAAUCACAGUUAAUAGUUCUGAAUGUUUUGUUUUUUUUUUUUUAAAUUGGAAAAAGAACAAGCUAAAAAUGGACUCCUUCUGCAAAUUGAUAAUGGAAUUGAACGAGUUUCAAAUGCAACAUCAUUUCUAAAAUAUAAAUAAUAUAAGAAAUACGUUAUUUGAAACCAGCGUCACGUCAUUUCAGAAGGGUAAUAUGACUAUAUACUAUACCGCAUGAGUGUUGUUUUUAAAUAUUAAGAGAGCUGUUUUUUUUUUAUCUCUUCUAUUAAUGUGCAAUUUUUAAAAUUAUUAAAAUCUUUCUUGUAUGUAUUUUUAACCACUAGUGUCUCAAAAUACCUACGGCGAAUAGGGUACACGCAAAUACUGGGUGGACAAAGUUAUUGGCUGUAGAUUCUAACAAUUGAUAGGCACCUAUUUUAACAAAUUUUGUGCUAAAAUAGUCUGUAUAAGGAAAUAACCAAUCUUUUUCUAUGGUUUGAAUGUAUGUCCUUAAUUUGAAAGAUUCACAAUUGAUGCUACGACAUUUGGAUUCCCUAGUUGAUUUCGGUGAUUUUGGUAGUAGUUUACUGCGCGGUGAACGGCAGAGAGCAUCUCGAAGUCCUAUAUUUAGAAAAGACUAAUUACAUAAUUUUCAAACAAGUAUAACAAGAUAAGUUAUUGAACCAAUUCCAAUAAAAAUCAGUAGCACAUAACUUGGACCCGUCUAUAAAAUUAGAUAUAUAGGGUUAAUAGACGAGAAUUUCAAUUGGACUGGGCAUAUUGACCAUUUACAUAAAAAGUAGUUCCUGCUGUCAGUGCAUUGUUCAGAUGUCGGGAAUAUGUGAGUGUUUGCUCUAGAAUUAAUGCCUACCAUGCAUUUUUCUUUCCCAUCUCUAUUUGAUUACUGUAUGGUUAAGUUGUUACAUCUAUGAAACUCCCACAAAAUAAAAUAAUAAACGUUCUCUUUUCAUAUGAUAUACAGAGAGCUGGAAAGAGAGAAGUUGGGUAUACUUUUUUUCAAAUAGUCAAUGGAAGUUCAGUACGGCACUGGCAAACAUUUUAAGAAAUACCAAACCAAUCAAAUUUGAUACAAAAUUAUGAUUUGAAAACGAAGUACUUUAAAAGAUAUGUUUAUAUGGAAUUUUGUUGGUGAAAAAAAGUGGUUUCUGAUCAACUGAUAGAUAUUAUUUCCAAAAAGCGAGUCCAUGCUGUAUAUAAAUAAGUGGUCGCGGAUCGGAUUUGAGCUUUGACAACCGGUAAUACGUGUGUCGCAAUACUUUAAUUGACUGGGGUAAUUUUGUUUUUAAUUUCGUGAAAGUCCGCUCCUUAUUAAUCGGGUCGAUAGAAAACGAAAACCAAACAGAUAAGCCACCGUUUCAACUAAACCAAUGCAAAAUUCCAGUUGAUGUCUGGCGCAUCAUCGACCUCUAGUGGUGUACAUUGAAUUAGACAAACAGUGAAGUGGUUAAUAAUCGUGACUAAAAGGGAUACCUUCAUUACUACCGAAAUUGUAUUAAAUUUGGUGCGAACAAGAUGAUUUUCGUCAUCCAGCGACUCGGCGAGAUCAAUUCCGGUUGCAAUCGGUGACCUUGGAUUUUGCGAACAUAACGGCCACCAUGCUGGCCCUCCUUUACAGACCGACCUUAGCACCUCUGGUGCAUCCCGAAACUUAAGUUCCUCCACCUCGACCGUCGCUAUGAAACCGAUCACGUUCGAGAAUCUUCGUCGUCUCGUCGGCGGAGGCCGGAAAAAGAAAGAAAAGGAGUCGUCGUUUAAACGUAGCGACUCUUUUAAGAGAAUCUCCAUACGCAAAAGUUAUCUGGACAGGGGCAAAAAGAAACACGUCACCAAGCUGGAGGCGGCGACCCAGACGGUUUCUGAGGAGGAACUGGCUCGGAUCCCCGAAGAGGUGGCGGUUAAGAAGGUCGACAGCUCGGUCCAAGUGAACAAAUGUGAUUUUAACGCGACGAUACAGUCAGGCAGGGAGGUCACGUGCAAUAUAGUAAAGUCGAAAACGGGGAACGCGGGAAGCAGCGUGGUCGCUUACGAUCACUGGCUGAAAGGCAUCAGGAAGGAGGACGCGUCGGCUCCGUCGUACAUAAAGGGCUCCGAACGUACUAUAAUCUACGUGCCUGCUUCCGACGAGCGUCCCGCGGCCCCGGUCAUCCGUCAGCUGUCGUCGUCGCCGGUAUUUAGGAAACACACGACUACCACCCAUCUCAACAGCAACCUGCAACGUAAGGAGAGCAACGACUCUGCCGUGGAGAUGUUUCCCUGGGGCGAUUCCACCGAAGUGAAAAAAUCUCCGCUGAUCAGAAGAAGACCCGCGGCGUUGAUACCUACCGACUCGGAGGAAAUGUGCUCCCUGUCCAUUAGCCUGGGCAGAAUUUGGAUGGACGCUCCCCAAGCGAUGGCGCCUAGAAGUUUGGAGAUGCCCAAGGCAUCGGCGUCGACUACCGCUCCUCCUCCCGCUCAUAACUCUUUAGAUAGCGCGUUGAGGGACUUGCGCGACGACCCGUUGGUGUCGAAUCGACUUCAAAAACGACCGACCCCUCCGGUCGGUAGGACGUUGUCUUCGACCAGCAACAAUACCACGUCUACCGGAUUAUUUUCGAGCAAAGAUUCGGGAUUUUCGUUUUCCAUUAGCGAUUUCCACGCGAACUUUGCGCCCUCCUCGUCGCGGGGGUUCUUCAGGAAGAAAUCGCGACCGAAACCCAAACUAUCCGUAAGCCGAGACGGUUACUUCAAAAGGACAACCAGCGGCACACCAACUACCGACGCGAAACGAAAUUCGAUCGGACGUAGGAGCAGCCGCAAAAAGAAAACCAAAUCCAAGAAGAACAAAAGAGAUACGGACGGGACCGCCAAGAGCGACCUGUACCAAGUGGUUGUCAACAGAUCGUCCAGAUCGCUGGCCGCGCUCAAACUCGACCCGAUGAUAUUCGUUCCUCCGGAAAAACGAAAAGCGACGGUGUCCAGGAAACCGUCGUUUCGUCGAGCCGUGCAGGAGAUCAGGAUUUUCAAUCCGCUGGAUUCUUCGAUGUAUUGCGCGAGGAGUAACGACAGCGCCGACGAGGGACUGUACGAGAGCUUGCCGGGGGACUACGAGUACUUUUCCGACGACCAACCGUUGAGCGGCAGAUUGUCCAGAUUGAGUCUCAAGGAGUUUUCCGAAGAGUCGCCGGCUGCGUCGGACGUGAGCGACGAAGGUAGCGACGUGUGUGCGAGUCCUUACGUUCCUCCGGGCGUGUCGCCGGUCCCUAAACGCAGACCGGUCAGGCGGAAGAAGUCGAUCGGAUUGUCGCACAAGAAGAGCAUCACCUACGUGGUAAAGCCUACCAUUAUCAGAGCGCCGUCUACUCUCAGAAGGAGAUCUACCAAAAAAUUAGGCGACAUAACUCAGAAGGGAUACGAAAAGAAACGGACAAGGCUGCUGUCUCCUUAUGUACCGAAACAAAAUUCCACCGCUGGUGGUGACGGCGAGAUCGGCGGCAGUAACGGCCACGGUGGCGGCAGCAGUGUUAGCGGUGGAGGCGGCAGGCAACAUCACCAUCAACAGCACACGCGUAGGCGUACGCAACGCAGGGUCACGCACAACGAGAAGCGCUACCACUCAGAUGUCGCUAGUGAGGGGCAACAGGAGCAGAAAGGGGGCGUCAGUCCCGCGACGAGGGCUUUGCGCAGGGGCAACAGGCGUCUCACACGCAACGAGAGUCGCUACCAUUCAGAAGUGCGUCAGGAAGCUGUGCAGCAGGCUUUGGCGCAGGCGCUUCAGAACCGACACAAACCCUCGAUGCCGAUGCCGUCCAAAAGGACAUCGGUCAUGGCGAAAAGUCCCGACAGGGAUCGGCGCGAUUCCGAAUAUUCAUCGGACGAGGACAGCUUGGCGAAUGAGGACGACGCGAUCGGCAGUACGCCGGAGCGGGAAAAAAUGAGGGGCGGCGGGGGCGGAACACCGCAAAUGUUUCCGCCGCCGCCGCCCUUGAGCGACACAUCAAGUACCGGUUCGCCGCCGCCCCUUCACCAUCGACCACGUCUGCCGCCGCCCAAUUGGAACGAGCAGAGGUCGGCGUCUGGCAGGCAACAGGACAUCACAGACAUCAGCGACGUGUUACAAAAUUUCAAGCCGUACUCUCAACCGCCUGACAUCACAAGCAACAUGGUCCAAGGCGGCAGAAGGGGAGCGGACAGAGUAAAUCGGUAUACGUCGUCCGCUUCGGAUGAGGCGAUCGGCACGGGGACGGGUCGGUGGAAGGUGUCCGCGAAAAUUCAACAGUUGCUCAAUACUUUAAAGAGGCCUAAGCGGAGACCGCUCCCAGAAUUCUACGAGGACGACGACAUCGAGCUCGAGCUAGCGGCCAACCCCAAGGACCCUAACGCGCCCAAACCGGAAGGCAGCUCCAUGAGUCCGGCGGUGGGCGAGCAACUGGUGGUACCGUCCGGGUUGCCCCGGAGUCUGGAAGCGGCUGUCACGAGAUAUGGAAACGCGACGUUUAAAGCGCCGGUCGCCACCGUUCUAGAUCCCAAUGGUAAACUCUCAACGACAUUGACGUACGGCAAACUGUUGAGCCGAUCGCACAAGAUAGCUUACUCGCUUUUAACGAAAUCCUUCAGCAAAAAUGGUGAUACUAGUUUAAAGUCCGGUGAUCGAGUAGCUCUAGUCUAUCCAAACAAUGACCCCAUCAAUUUUUUGUGUGCUUUUUAUGGAUGCCUUCAGGCCGGCAUCGUCCCUGUGCCCAUAGAAGUUCCGAUCACCCGUCGCGAUGCCGGAUCUCUGCAAAUCGGAUUCCUCCUAGGCAGCUGUAUGGUUCAGGUGGCGUUAACGUCUGAGGCAUGCCUUAAAGGCCUUCCGAAGACAACGUCGGGCGAGGUGAUUCAGUUCAAAGGUUGGCCCCGACUUAACUGGUUCGUUACCGAACAUUUGAGCAAAACUCCCAAGGAUUGGAGCCCGACGCCCAGAUUAACCGACGACACGCCCUCCUAUAUCGAGUACACGACUGAUAGGGACGGUUCGGUGAUGGGCGUGACAGUCACCAGAGCUGCGAUGGUUCAACAUUGCCGGAUGGUGACCAUGGCGUGCAACUACAGCGAAGGCGAGAACAUGGUUUGCGUUUUGGACUUCAAACGCGAAGUCGGCCUCUGGCAUUCAGUAUUAACCAGCGUCUUAAACGGCAUGCACGUGAUCUACAUUCCCUACGCCCUCAUGAAGGUCAACCCGGCCAGCUGGAUGCAAAUGAUCACCAAGUAUCGGGCUUGCGUCGCCGUAGUCAAGUCCAGGGACCUCCAUUGGGGUUUGUUGGCCACCAAAGACCACAAGGACAUCAAUCUAGGCUCUUUAAGGAUGUUACUCGUCGCCGACGGGGCUAAUCCCUGGUCUCUUAGCUCGUGCGAUCAGUUUUUGUCCGUUUUCCAAAGCAAAGGCCUCAGGGCCGACGCCAUUUGUCCUUGCGCCAGUUCAAGCGAAUGUUUAACGGUAUCUGUCAGGAGACCCGGACGGGGCGGGGUCAACGCGACCGGUCGGGGAGUCUUAUCGAUGCAAGGUCUAAGCUUCGGGGUGGUGAGGGUAGAUCAAGAGAACAGCCUCACCUCUCUCACUUUACAAGACUGCGGGCAGGUAAUGCCCGGAUGCGUCAUAGUGGUAGUAAAAAUGGAAGGACCCUCGUAUCUGUGCAAAACGGACGAAGUUGGUGAGAUCUGCAUCAACUCUGGCGCAACCGGAACCCAAUACUGGGGCCUUCCCGGACUAAGCAAUACCACGUUCAAGGUCCAAUUAGGUUUCCUGUUGAGCGUCAGGUUUUGCAAAUGUUUGUUUCAAUUUCAGAUUCAGCCUUUAGGUGCAGAUGGUAAACCGGUAUCGGAAACUGAGUACACCCGUAGCGGAUUGUUGGGUUUCCUCGGUCCCGGGGGUUUGGUGUUCGUUUGUGGUUCACGGGACGGCCUGAUGACAGUUACUGGACGAAAACACAAUGCCGACGACAUAAUCGCUACUGUAUUAGCGGUUGAGCCCAUGAAAUUUAUUUACCGAGGCAGAAUAGCAGUAUUUAGCAUCAGGGUAUUGCGGGACGAAAGGAUCUGCGUCAUUGCAGAACAGAGGCCAGAUUGCAGUGAAGAAGAGUCUUUUCAAUGGAUGUCAAGAGUUCUACAGGCGGUGGAUUCGAUCCAUCAAGUGGGCAUUUACUGUUUAGCCCUAGUUCCGCCCAAUUACCUACCCAAAACGCCAUUGGGCGGCAUACAUCUCUCCGAGACAAAACGACGGUUCCUGGAAGGUAACCUCCAUCCCGCCAAUGUGCUGAUGUGUCCCCAUACCUGUGUGACGAAUUUGCCCAAACCCAGAGAAGUGCACGCAGCAACGGACUGUGUUUCAGACGUGGGUCCUGCGUCUGUUAUCGUCGGCAAUCUCGUGCAGGGCAACCGUUUGGCCAGCGCCCAAGGUCGCGAUAUCGGCGGUCUUUUAGACGAAGACAGCGACUCAUCCAAAAAGCAACAGUUCAUCGCGGAAAUCCUAAGGUGGAGGGCGCAGAGCACCUCGGACCACGUCCUGUUUACGCUGUUGAACAGUAAGGGCGCUGCUGCCAAAGUGCUGUCCUGCGCCGAGUUGCACAAGAAAGCUGAACGCAUAGGCAAUCUCCUUGUCGAAAAAGGACACGUCAACACAGGGGAUCACGUCGCGCUGAUCUUCCCUCCCGGACUGGAUUUGAUUUGCGCAUUUUACGGGUGUCUGUACGUUGGGGUGGUUCCGGUUACCAUCCGCCCGCCUCACCCGCAAAACCUUCAAACGACUCUGCCCACGGUCCGCAUGAUCGUGGACGUUUCGAUGUCGGUAUUGGUGCUGUCAACUCAGGCUGUGAUCAAAUUGCUCAGGUCCAAGGAGGCCAGCAAUGUAGUAGAUAUCAAGUCGUGGCCGAUCAUAUUGGACACGGACGAUAUGCCCAAGAAGAAGCUACCCGUAGUUUAUAGAGCUCCUACUGCCGAAAUGUUAGCGUAUUUAGACUUUAGUGUAUCGACCACCGGCAUGCUCGCCGGUAUCAAGAUGUCGCACGCCGCCGUCACCAAUCUCUGCAAAAGCAUGAAGCUGGCUUGCGAACUCUAUCCCAGUCGACACAUUGCGUUGUGUUUAGACCCGUAUUGCGGACUGGGAUUUUCUCUUUGGUGUUUAAGUAGUAUAUAUUCCGGUCACCAUUCCAUCCUUAUACCGCCUUCAGAAGUCGAAGUGAAUCCAUCAUUGUGGUUGUCAGCAGUAAGCCAGUAUAAAGUACGCGACACUUUCUGCUCGUACGGCGUAAUGGAGCUGUGCACGAAAGGCCUAGGCACUUCGGUCGGCCAGCUCAAAGCUAGAGGCGUGAGUCUGAGCUGCGUCAGGACGUGUGUCGUCGUUGCCGAGGAACGACCGCGGAUCAAUUUAACCACGAGCUUUUCGAAGCUUUUUAGUGCCAUCGGUUUGAGUCCCAGAGCCGUGUCGACCUCAUUCGGCUGUAGGGUGAACGUAGCCAUUUGUCUUCAAGGCGCUUCGAGUCCCGAACCGUCGACCGUCUACGUGGAUCUGCGUGCAUUAAGAAACGACCGAGUCAGUUUGGUGGAGCGAGGCAGCCCGCACAGUUUGUGUUUGAUGGAGAGCGGGAAACUUUUGCCUGGAGUUAAGGUCAUCAUAGCGAAUCCGGAAACGAAAGGCCAAUGCGGCGAUUCUCAUCUCGGCGAAAUCUGGGUGCAGAGCGGUCACAACGCUAGCGGUUAUUUUACGAUCUACGGAGACGAGUCGGAAUACGGGGAUCAUUUUCACGCCAAACUGGUGACCGGAAACACGGGAGAGAUCUACGCGAGGACGGGCUAUUUGGGAUUCCUAAGGAGGACGGAAGGCACAGAAAGGGUUUGUACUGAGGAAACCGUGCUGAGCCGAGAAAGUGAUAAUGAAUCAGUUGGAUCUUCUCAUCAUCUAGUUCCAACAGAGUCCUCUGAACUUCACGACGCCGUCUUCGUCGUAGGCGCCCUGGACGAAACAAUCAUGCUUAGAGGCAUGAGAUAUCAUCCCAUAGAUAUUGAGAAUAGCGUCCUUCGAUGUCACAAAAAAAUUGCGGAAUGCGCUGUCUUUACGUGGACAAACCUCCUAGUGGUCGUUGUAGAAUUAGACGGUAACGAAAACGAAGCGUUGGAUUUAGUACCCCUGGUCACCAACACGGUCCUCGAAGAGCACCAUCUUAUAGUGGGCGUAGUUGUGGUUGUCGAUCCGGGAGUGGUUCCCAUCAACUCGCGGGGCGAGAAGCAGAGAAUGCACUUGCGCGACGGCUUUCUAGCCGAUCAACUGGACCCCAUUUACGUCGCCUACAACAUGUAGAAGGCGAUAAACUUCCCAACCAAAUGUUAGGAAUCGAUAUACCUAUAUGGCCAUGUUGGUGAAUUGUGUUCUUAGAACAAAAAAAAUGGUAAAAUGCGACAUAUGCAAUAUUCUGUACGGUAAAAACCAACCAUUUUGUGCACAAUAAGCCAUAAUUAAAAUGUAAAUUUACUUUUUCAAUAUGCUUCUAUUUUAAUAAGUAGUAACAACCAUCAGGAGAAUGUUCUUGCAAACUGACUUGAUAAGUCACAAUUGUAGAGGCUUUCUAACGUGACGCCCAUUGAAAUCAUUCAUACUUUUUAAGAAAAUCGGCUCAACAGGAUAUAAGGCAAGGUCAUUAUGACGAUAUACUUGAACAUGUAUAUUUAGGCCCGUUGUGGCGCCCCCUAGAAUGUAUAGUACCGUUUUGACGAUUGUACAGGUAUUGUUUUAUGUUUGGCUUUCCACAUCUCUCGUGCAAUACUUAGUGCUGGACGAAAUUAUAAUUUAAGUUGUAAUGUAUACCGAGUAGAGUUAACAAGUGAAAACGUCAAGUCGAAAUGGCAGUUCAAAUUGCCCGAGGUAGCGUUCAUUUAAACAAUACCAAUUUUUAACCGUGCGACGUUUAAAAUUCAGACAUAGCCUCCAUUAAUUGCUAAACUCGCUUUUAAAUUAAAGAAUUUCAUUGCUCUCUAACGUUAAAAUUCAUUGUGUAAAAAGUGCCUUCAAAAUACGAGAGCGCACCAAAUGUUCACUUAUUCACUCUGCUACCGUAUCAUUCUUUUUGAUAUACCUAUAUACAGGGUGAUUUGCCGUGGAUGGUAAAAUGAGAUACAUGAAAAUGUGGACGUUUACAUAACCUGCUUAAAAAACGUAGCUACAUCUUGGAUAGUUUGCUUUGUCAGCUCUGUUAUUCUCAUUUUUAUAUAUUUUUUUCUCGUCGUUUAGGCAGUGUUUGGGAAGAGCUGAAAUUUAUUAUUGCAUAGUCUGCAGUUAUAGUCUACAUAUUGGACCCGAUGAGGUCAUGAAAAAAUAGCCUUUUUAUCCGAUUUGAAUGGAACAAAAUAUCGAUUCAUCAGCGUGGGCUCCACACCCACUUGUUUGAUUGUGUGCAUUUCGAUAACACCCCGUAUAAAAUAAAGUUGAAAUAACAUUUACACUUUUUACACUCAUUACUCUAAACCGUAUUACCACUAAAUGAUAAUAUAGCAAAAUAAUAUUCCUGCAAAUUCUCAGAUUAUACAUAUUCCAGAAAUAUGCAUGUGAUAUUGUGAAUAUCCAUGGGAUUUUCCACAAACAGACAUUUAAGUGUGACUCCAGCGUAUCUACAUUUAGCUCCAAGAACAUUCAUUAGCAUUAGGUGGAUACAAAAUAGUCUCACCCCAAAUAUGCGUAAUAUUCCUAUUAUCAACUUUUAGGGACCAAAAACAAAUUUAAUUUUGAAAUAUAUUCUUGCAUCGUCAGAAUGGCAGUGUAAAAAAUAUUUUUUAUUAAUUGAAUGAUUUUGCAAAUAAAUUGAUAUUGCACUAUUUUAAACUUUGUAAUGAGGUGUAAGUUGAUCUGAAAGAGUUGUAAUUCAGUUCUCUAUCUUAUAGUUGAAGAAGUAUCAGAAAAGUUACAAUUGCAAAACUUUUGUUUGAGGAGCUAUUCUGAAACAAUAUUCCAGUAUCAAUAUAUCAAUAUAUAAUAAAUGCAAGUGAAUUGGAAGGGUCAUACUUCUAGUGGCACAUCAUUGAGUACUAUAGAUAAGAUACUUGGGCAAUGAGAUGUGGUAAAAAAAUCCAUAUUUACUUAGCUAUAUAAUUUAAUGACUUAACUAAAAUUUGUUCAUUUUUAUCUACUUUAAAUAAAAACGAGCGAACUAAAAUUCUAAAGUUUGUUCUGUGUAUUUUUAGAUGCCACACACUUCUUUGCUGUACCGAUUCCGAAACAAAAGCAAGUUUCAAUUUUUUGCAUAUUUGCCUUUUUUGCAUAUAGCCGCGAAAUUUAUCAGAUAUGUUGCUACUUAAAAAAAAAAAAGGAAAAUUUUUGUGCUUAUUUAAACGCAAAAUUUUGCAGGUUUCGUUUUUCAUAAUGGUCCAUUCUGUUAUCCACCUUGAAUCACCCUAUAUAUUCAUAGAUACACCCAAGGGUCUAACUUUAAUGGUCUGCAUUCAUCUGAAAAAGAAAAAAAGUUCUAGUCUUGUUAACACUUUAUUCUCGGGCCACUCUAGCUGUUUUUAAAUAGAACUUGUCACUUUUCUUAUAGGUAGCGUUUUAUUCUUCAACAUAUUCUACCGCAUUAUGCGCAAUCAGGAUAGUGGCAACUUUUUCAAUCUCGAAACUACUGUAUGGAUAUAUUAGUCGACAUACAAGUUUAAUUUGUUUACUUAGUUCUGCACAAAAUUCUCUCAACCAGAGUGUGACAAUAGUUUUUUAUUUUGUACAUAUUAGUUAAAUUAAUGUAGGCUUUUUAGUAGGAUGUAUUUGAAUUAUAUAUUUUUUUUGUUAUAGUACUUUUAAAAAACUAUCUACGUACUUGUGGACAACACGUUGCAAAUAAUAAAUGUAUCUUUAUAAAA